AUGAAUUUAUCUUUACACGCUCUACUCGGGUUUGGCAGUGACGUGAACGCACUCCAGUGGCAGUGUAGUGGCUCCAUCAUCAGCGAACGGUUUAUUUUGACAGCCGGUCACUGCACCUAUACACGUGAACUAGGUCCAGUUACGUACGCACUGGUGGACAUCCUGAGCAGUACUGAACACGUGGACAGCAGCCAGCGCUACAAGAUCGUGAGGAUCAUCGGGCAUCCCGACUACAAGCCGCCUAAGAAGUACAAUGAUAUCGCUCUGCUGCAAACGGAGGUUGAGUGGGUAUCCGAAAAUAUACGUCUAAUAUUUGUAACUGCUCACCAGAUGUCGCUAGUUGAUAUUGAGGUAAAGUUUUAG
Molecule: messenger RNA, 363 nt
Organism: Parnassius mnemosyne (clouded apollo)
Lineage: Eukaryota; Metazoa; Arthropoda; Insecta; Lepidoptera; Papilionidae
Source: the annotation of a GenBank genome assembly